UUUGUUUUUCUCUCAACUUUUUUCUCAUUAAACUCAUCAAUCAAACUUCUUCUUCUUUACUCAAAAACUCAAUUCUCAAAUUCUAAAUCAUGGCGCUGGAAACAUGGUUGAAUAAGGUGAAAAAAACGAUAGCACACAGCUUUGUUACAGUAAGAUCAGCCGGUGCGCCACGUGCAAAGACGGCGGUGAUAAAGAAAUCCAGUGUUGGGGUUUUAGCAUUUGAGAUCUCUGGGUUGAUGUCAAAGCUACUCCAUUUAUGGCAAUUUUUAUCUGAGAAAAAUAUGAUAAGAAUUCGUAAUGAGUCGAUAUGCCUAGAAGGUGUUCGUAAAAUUGUCUCAAACGAUGAUGCUUUUCUUAUAGGCCUUGCUUGUGCGGAGAUUGUGGAGAAUUUGAGGAUGGUUGCGAAAUCUUUGUCAAGAAUCAGCAAGAGAUGUGAAGAUUCACAUCUUAGAAGCUUUGAUCGAUUCUUUACUGAAUUCGCAAAUAUGGGUCGUGAUCCUUAUAAUUGGGUUCUUAGUUUGAAGGAUAUGGAGUUAAAAAUCAAGAAAAUGGAUCAGUUUGUCACUACAACUGCCCUGCUUCAUCGACAAAUGGAUGAGCUUUCAGUACUUGAGAAUAGUUUAAAGAAAGCUUCGAAUUCGAAUUCGAAUUCCCAUUUCAAAGAUUCUGACAUUUCAAUCAAAGAACAGAAGAUACUUGAGCUACGACAGAAGUAUCUGUGGCAGAAACAAGAAGUUAAGUAUCUAAAAGAGCGAUCUUUAUGGUGUCGUAGCUUUGAUACAGUUACAUCAUUGUUGGCUCGAUCCAUUUUCACUACACUAGCAAGGAUCAAGCUUGUUUUUGGUAUCAAUCAUGGAUAUCCAAAUUCACUCCCACGUAGUCUCUCUGCUUCAGCCACUGUUUAUCCUUCAGAAAAUCAUAACACAUGCAAUUUCGUCUCCGGGCCAUUGAUGAACAAUCCCCCUAUACUGAAAGUCUCAGAUCAUGAAUUUUUCGAGUCAAAUACUAAGGUACUUAAACCACCAACGAGUACUUUAGGCGCGGCUGCACUUGCUCUACAUUAUGCUAAUUUGAUCAUUGUUAUGGAAAAAAUGAUAAGAUCACCACAACUAGUUGGGGUUGAUGCUAGAGAUGAUUUAUACUCCAUGUUACCAAAUAGCGUUCGAUCAUCAUUAAGAUCAAGACUAAAAGGAGUUGGAUUUUCGGCUAGUGAUCCAGUUCUUGCUGGUGAAUGGAAAGAUGCCCUACAAAAGAUUUUAGGAUGGUUGUCACCUUUAGCACAUAACAUGAUCAAAUGGCAAAGUGAAAGGAGCUUUGAACAACAAAAUUUAGUUCCAAAAACUAAUGUUCUCUUGCUGCAGACUUUGUAUUUUGCAAAUCAAGAAAAGACUGAAGCUGCCAUAACAGAGCUGUUAGUUGGUCUAAACUAUAUUUGGAGGUUUGAAAGAGAAAUGAAUGCUAAGGCCUUGUUUGAGUGUACCAACUUCAACAACUUCUUGAAUUUGAAGCAUUCAAGUAAUUAGUCUUUUCUUGUUUGUUCUAAGUUUUUUUUUUAUUCUUCUUUGUUUUAAUUAAUAGAUAUAUAAUUUGAGGAUUGUUAGAGGUAAGGUCUGUUUUGUUUUAACACAAAUCUGUAUAUUGUAUCAUAUCAAUUGUAGACUAUUACUAUAAGAUUUGAGUCAAGAUUUUCAA
Molecule: messenger RNA, 1692 nt
Organism: Solanum stenotomum
Lineage: Eukaryota; Viridiplantae; Streptophyta; Magnoliopsida; Solanales; Solanaceae
Product: protein PSK SIMULATOR 1
Exons: 1
Coding region: 90-1523 (477 amino acids)
Biological process (GO): positive regulation of growth
Source: RefSeq, a predicted model, not a curated record